Molecule: messenger RNA, 6779 nt
Organism: Rhinichthys klamathensis goyatoka
Lineage: Eukaryota; Metazoa; Chordata; Actinopteri; Cypriniformes; Leuciscidae
Gene: myof
Product: myoferlin
Exons: 54
Biological process (GO): plasma membrane organization
Cellular component (GO): membrane
Source: RefSeq, a predicted model, not a curated record
CCACACCCUUUACAAACUCAUAAGGAUAAGGGCACUGCAAUGAGCCCACAGUCUCGCAUACAGAGAGACAUCGUUAUCAAAGUGCAUUGAAUGAAAGCGUGUUGUGCUUUUUACUGUCAUGUUGCGCGUGGCAGUGGAGUCUGCGGCGGGUUUGCCCAAGAAGAAACUGGGCAGCCCAGACCCCGUCGUAUCUGUGGUGUUUAAAGACGAAAAGAAGAAAACCAAGUCCAUUAGCAAUGAAGUGAACCCAGUGUGGAAUGAGACACUUGAGUUUGAUUUAAAAGGUGUUCCUCUUGAUUCUUCUUCCUACAUUGAUGUGCUUGUGAAAGACUACGAGACUCUUGGCAAGGACAAGUUGAUUGGAUCUGCUAAAGUCUCUUUAAAAGACCUUGCCAGUAGCCAAGUUAAGUCUCUCCCUGUGAAAAACUUGGCUCUAGUGGAUGAAAAUGGCAAGAACAUAGGAGGGACCAUCAGCAUGAUGAUUGGCUAUGAGCCACCUGCCGGUGCUGUGACAAAUCCACAAGAUCAACAAGAUGGCAGCAUGGGUGGAAACACAGCUGGGGGUGAAGAGGGUGACGUCACUGAUUCUGGGGUACCGGGUGCUGCCACGUCCCCUGGUGAGCCUGGCCAGAAACUUCGGACUAGGACAAGGAAACGUCAUAAUUUGGCCAACAAACCUCAGGAUUUUCAGAUACGUGUGCGGGUGAUUGAGGGGCGUCAGUUGCCUGGAAAUAACAUCAAACCUGUGGUCAAAGUGCAUGUGUGUGGAGAAACACACAGAACUAGGAUCAGGAAAGGAAAUAACCCAUACUUUGAUGAGAUAUUCUUUUUCAAUGUCAACAUGUUGCCCUCUGAACUGUUUGAUGAGAUCGUAAGCUUCCGGGUGUAUAACUCUUCUUCUUUUAGAUCAGACUGUCUCAUGGGUGAAUUCAAGCUCGAUAUUGGCUACAUCUAUGAUGAACCAGCUCACUGCGUCAUGAAGAAAUGGGUUCUCCUGAGUGACCCAGAUGACUCGAGCUCAGGAGCGAAGGGUUAUAUCAAAGUCAGCAUGUUUGUGGUGGGGACAGGAGAUGAUCCGCCGGUGGAAAGGAAGGAGGAGGACAGUGAUAAAGAUGAUGUGGAGAGUAACUUGCUGCUGCCCGCUGGCGUCGCUCUCCGAUGGGUUACACUUAAACUCAAAGUGUUUCGGGCUGAGGACGUCCCCCAGAUGGAUGACUCCAUCACGCAGACUUUAAAAGCAGCAUUUGGGGGUCAAGAAAACAAGAAAAAUCUAGUGGAUCCAUUUGUUGAGGCCUGGUUUGCUGGCAAAAAGCUCUGUACACAAAUAAUUGAGAAGAAUGCAAAUCCAGAGUGGAACCAGCAGCUCAAUCUGCAGGUCAAGUUCCCAUCCAUGUGUGAAAGAAUCAAGCUGACUGUAUUUGACUGGGAUCGCCUCUCUGGAAAUGAUGCCAUAGGCACCACGUAUUUGGAUCUGUCCAAAAUAGCAUCCUCUGGUGGUGAAGUUGAAGAGGAUUAUCCAGGAGAUGAAUUUUCAGCAAAUAAAGGAGAGACUGGGGAAUCUGAGAUGGGCUUCCUCCCUACGUUUGGGCCUUGCUAUAUAUGUCUGUAUGGCAGUCAGAGAGAGUUCUCAGGCUUACCUGACCCAUAUGACGACCUUAAUUUAGGAAAGGGUGAAGGGGCGGCUUAUCGAGGGAGAGUUCUUGUUGAACUCUCUACUAAACUUGAUGGAAAGCCUGACAAGUCUGUGGAAGAAAUAUCAAGCGAUGAUAUCUUGGUUGUUCAGAAAUACCAGCGCAGAAGGAAGUAUUGUCUGUGUGCAGUGUUUCAUAGUGCGACCAUGAUUCAAGAACCGGGGGAGCCCAUUCAGUUUGAAGUUAGCAUCGGGAACUAUGGCAACAAGAUGGAUCAAACGUGCAAACCUCUGGCUUCGACCACACAGUACAGCUGUGCUGUUUUUGAUGGUAAUAAUUACUACUACCUGCCAUGGGGCGACACUAAGCCUGUGAUUUCCAUCACAUCCUUUUGGGAGGAUAUCAGUCACCGGUUAGACUCACUGAACAUCAUUCUGUAUAUAUCUAACCGUUUGCAAACAAACCUCAGUAUGUUAAAGUCUGCAGUACUGUCCAGAGCUACAGAUGCAAGACUAGUAGAAAUCUGGCUGAAGCUCAUCAAUCAGUUAAUGGAAGAUAUCACCAGUUUAAAAAUUCCUGACCUGGAGGGGAAGCCCAAUCUCACAGCCCUGGAUAUUCAGAUAAAGAAGUUGCGGGACAGUGCUUUGGAGAGCAUCAUGGAGGGGGCCAAACGCUUGUUUGAGGAGGCCACAGAUGUUACUAAGUGCUUGAGCAUCAUUGAAACCUGGCUCGACAAACUCCUGCAACUUGCUGAGGAGCCUCAGAACAGCAUGCCUGAUGUGAUUAUCUGGAUGUUGAGAGGAGAGAAGAGGGUAGCGUACACCCGCAUCCCAGCCUAUCAAGUGCUGCAUUCAUCCUACUGUGAGCAGGCAUGUGGCCAAUACUGCGGGAAGAAUCAGACUGUCUUCAUGCAGUAUCCCAUGGACAACAAAAAAGGUUUGAAGAUUCCCGUCCAGAUACGUGUGAACAUGUGGCUUGGGCUGGCAACAGAAGAAAAGAAGUUCAAUAAUUAUGCAGAGGGGAUGUUCAAUGUAUUUGCAGAACUGUAUGAAAACCAAGCUCAAGUUUUGGGAAAAUGGGGCACCACCGGUCUGCUAAAUCGCAGCAAGUUCUCUGAUGUCACAGGCAAAGUUAAGCUGAAGCAGGAGUACUUCAUGCCCCCUGUUGGCUGGGAGUGGGAAGGUGAUUGGCGUGUUGAACCAGAGAAAACUCUGCUGACUGAGGCUGAUGCUGGACACACAGAGUUCGUGGAUGAGGUCUAUGAGAAUGAGACUCGAUUCCCAGGAGGAGAAUGGAAGCUUGCUGCGGAGCCUUACACUGAUGUGAAUGGAGAAAAAGUUCAGAGCCCUACAGAGAUUGAAUGUCCACCUGGCUGGAAGUGGGAGGAUAACUGGACUUUUGAUGGUAAUCGGGCCGUCGAUGAAAAAGGUUGGGAAUAUGGUGUCACCAUUCCACCUGAUGAUAAGCCCAAAUCUUGGGUGGCAGCUGAGAAGAUGUACCAUGUUCAUCGUCGCAGAAGAAUGAUCCGUCCUCGCAAAAGGAUUCCUGGUGCUAAAACAGCCAUUGAUGCAAGUGUAUAUUGUGAAUUUAAAAGUUUUUUUUUUUUUUAGAUUUUGCCUUUAUAAAAAUGUAUUUUCUAAUUGUCUGACAUGCAGAAGAAGGAUACAGGAGAUGCAGAAGGAUGGGAAUACUCCUCGCUCAUUGGCUGGAAGUUCCACAAGCAGCAGCGAUCCUCUGACACGUUCCGCCGACGGCGCUGGAGAAGGAAGAUGGCACCCUCUGGUCGAGUUGGAGCGUCUGCCAUUUUCAAACUGGAGGGGGCUCUGGGAGUCGACAUGGAAUCUAAAGUUGAUGAAAAAGGCACCAAAGCAGAAGCUUCAGUUCAGCAGUUUGGUGCAAACAGGCCAACUGUAUCAUGCACAUUUGAUGGACCCAAUGCGUACCACUUGAGAGUUUAUGUUUACCAGGCCAGAAACCUUUCUGCUCUGGACAAAGACAGCUUCUCAGAUCCAUACAUCCAUGUGUCGUUCUUGCAUCACAGCCAAACAACAGAGACAAUCCAAAGCACCUUGAACCCGUCAUGGGAUCAGACUCUUAUAUUUAAAAAUGUGGAAAUCUAUGGUGAUCCCCAGUCUCUCGCCCGGAAUCCACCCAGAGUGGUAAUGGAAAUCUUUGACAGCGAUCAAGUGGGUAAAGAUGAAAUGCUUGGCAGAAGUACGUGUGUACCUUUGGUGAAGUUGACUUCAGGUGUGGAUGGAUCACCUAAACUCCUCUGGGAGCCUGUAAUGCACAAAAAUGCUCCUGCUGGGGAGGUUCUAGUGGCUGCAGAGCUCAUUUUGAAGACCAAGGGAAAUGACACUGAACUUCCCCUUGCUCCUGCUAAACGAGGAGAGAAGCUCUAUAUGGUUCCUCAAGGGGUGCGACCGGUGGUGCAGCUCACUGCCAUAGAGGUUCUAGCAUGGGGUUUGCGUAACAUGAAGACGUAUCAGCUGGCUCCGGUUACUUCACCCAGUCUGGUGGUGGAGUGCGGAGGAGAGAGAGUUCUGACAGCUGUCAUCAAGAACAUAAAGAAGUGCCCUAAUUUCCAAGGAAAUGUCCUCUUUUUAAAAGUGCUUCUACCCAAAGAAGAGAUGUAUGCUCCCCCUAUAGUGCUGAAAGUCAUCGACCACAGACCCUUUGGAAGGAAGCCUGUGGUGGGUCAGUGCACGAUAAGUUCCCUGGAAGAGUUUCGAUGUGACCCUUAUGCCACAGUAGCUGAAGUUGCCAUGUCUUCAAAAAUGUCUUUGAUGGCAGCUGGUCCAAGAGACCUCCAUGUAAACAUUGAUGAUGACAGACAGCAACUUCUAGAAGCUCAGUAUAUUUAUGGCAUCUCAGCUGCUGUUGACAAAAUGGGCACUGCUAGUCCACUUCAACGUGAGAAGGAGAAAGAGACUGUUGAUUGGUGGAGUAAGUUUUAUGCUUCUGUUGGACAGAGUGAGAAAUGCCGCCCAUACCUUGACAAAGGUUAUGACACAUUAGAAGUUUAUGACUAUGAGCUUGAAAGUGUAAAUGAAUUCAUGGGUCUUACCGAUUUCUGCAAAACAUUCAAAUUGCAACGUGGGAAAAAGGAAAAUGACGAUGAUGAUCCCGCUGUAGUUGGAGAAUUCAAGGGCUCCUUUAAGGUCUACCCAUUGCCAGAUGAUCCAGGGGUGGCUCCUCCGCCACGUCAGUUCAGAGAGCUGCCCGACAGCGUCUCUCAGGAGUGUGUGGUCAGAAUCUACGUGGUUCAAGCCAUCGACCUGCAACCCAAAGACAACAAUGGCAAAUGUGACCCAUACAUCAAAAUCUCUUUGGGGAAAAAGUCUAUUGAUGACAGAGACAACUAUGUGCCGUAUGCACUCAACCCAGUGUUUGGCAGAAUGUUUGAAAUGACAUGCUUCCUCCCACAAGACAAAGACCUGAAAAUUGCCGUCUAUGACUUUGAUUUGCUCACCCGUGAUGAGAAAGUUGGGGAGACAGUGAUUGACUUGGAAAACCGCUUCCUUUCUCACUUCGGUUCCUACUGUGGUUUACCCCAGACGUACUGCAUUUCUGGAUUAAACCAGUGGCGUGAUCAGCUCAAACCAUCUCAGAUUCUUGAACAUCAUGCCCGUUUGAAAGGAUUGAGUCGACCCAGGAGUGAAGACAAUGGAAACACGUUAUCCUUUGGUGGCCGAUUGUAUUCCCUCUCUGACUUUGAAGCGAACAAGAAAAUUCACGAACACCUGGGUCCGCCAAGUGAACGGAUCGCUCUGCACGUCCUCAGAACUCAAGGCCUUGUUCCGGAGCAUGUUGAAACCAGAACUCUCUUAAGUAGCUUCCAACCGACUCUCCCGCAGGGAAAACUCCAGAUGUGGGUUGACAUUUUCCCCAAAAGCCUUGGGUCUCCUGGACCUCCUUUUGACAUAUCUCCACGCAAAGCAAAAAAAUACUUUCUGCGAGUCAUCGUCUGGAACACGUCUGACGUAGUUUUGGAUGAAACCAGCAUUACUGGUGAAAAUAUGAGUGACGUCUAUGUAAAGGGUUGGAUGCCAGGUAUGGAAGAAGAGAAGCAAAAAACAGACGUCCAUUAUCGCUCUUUGGAUGGCGAUGGAAAUUUCAACUGGAGAUUUGUCUAUGGAUUUGAAUACCUGCCUGCGGAGCAGCUUUGUGUUGUAUCUAAAAAGGAACAUUUCUGGAACCUUGACAAAUCAGAGUUUAGAAUCCCGCCCAAGCUGAUUGUUCAAAUAUGGGAUAAUGACAAAUUCUCACUGGAUGAUUACCUAGGUGCUAUUGAACUUGAUCUGCACCACCUCAUCAACCCUUCCAAAACACCCGAGAAAUGUAACCUUACCAUGGUGCCGGAUGGAACUACGGGUCCAAAAUCAGACCAAUUCAAGUCUCUUUUUGACCAGAAGACAGUUAGAGGAUGGUGGCCAUGCUACAUGGAUAAAGAUGGGAAGAGGGAGCUUGGUGGAAAGGUGGAAUUGACUUUGGAGAUUGUGAAUGAGAAGGAAGCAGAUGAGAGACCUGCUGGAAAAGGCAGAGAUGAGCCCAAUAUGAAUCCGAAACUGGAUCCUCCUAAGCGACCCGAAACCUCGUUCUUUUGGUUCUCAAAUCCAUGCAAGACGUGCAAGUUCAUAGUGUGGCGAAAGUUUAAGUGGAUGUUCAUCGGCCUGGUUGUGCUAGUCUUAGUGCUAUUGUUCAUUGGGAUCUUGUUGUAUUCAUUACCAAACUACAUCUCCAUGAAAAUCGUCAAACCCUUCAAUUGAGUGCAGGAGGAGUUCAACUUUUUGUUUUUAUCCAUGUAAUGUAUUUGGCAUGAUCAGGGUUUCACACAGUGAAAGCAGUUAACAGAAAUGGUUCAUACAGACCAUCAAUACAGUGUUUGUUUUGUUGUGGUUGUUCAUUUUUCAUGUGGUUGUUUAGGUUUUUCCAUUAAUCACUCUUUUGCACCAUUAUUAGAUUUUACCAUGAAUUUUCACUUUUUUGUUCAGGUUUCACUGAUGUUUGGCAACAUUUGUACACAAACCAUGAAGUGUUUUCUAUUGUGAAAAUAUUUUAUUGUAUUAUAUUCUCAGAUCAUUUUAAAGUUUAUUGGUUAAAGUUAUAAAAUUGUUAAAUAAAGACACAAUAAUAUGUUUGUUUAAA